Molecule: messenger RNA, 1398 nt
Organism: Mycotypha africana
Lineage: Eukaryota; Fungi; Mucoromycota; Mucoromycetes; Mucorales; Mycotyphaceae
Product: fumarate hydratase
Exons: 9
Coding region: 1-1398 (465 amino acids)
Biological process (GO): fumarate metabolic process; tricarboxylic acid cycle; malate metabolic process
Cellular component (GO): tricarboxylic acid cycle heteromeric enzyme complex; mitochondrion
Molecular function (GO): fumarate hydratase activity
Source: RefSeq, a predicted model, not a curated record
AUGUCAGCCGAAUAUCGAGUUGAGAGCGAUACUUUUGGGCAGCUUAAAGUGCCUGCUAAUGCCUAUUGGGGAGCUCAAACUCAGAGAUCCUUACAGAAUUUUAAGAUUGGCGGACACAGUGAACGUAUGCCUCCUACGCUUAUCAAAGCCUUUGGUAUCUUGAAAAAAGCUGCCGCAAAAGUGAAUUUGGAAUACGGGCUGGAACCAAGAGUAUCCGAAGCGAUCCAACAAGCUGCCGAUGAGGUUAUUGCUGGAAAACACAAUGAUCAAUUCCCAUUAGUUGUUUGGCAAACUGGAUCAGGCACACAAACGCAUAUGAAUGUGAAUGAGGUUCUAUCAAAUAGAGCUAUAGAAAUCUUGGGAGGAGAAAUAGGCAGUAAAAACCCGGUUCACCCAAAUGACCAUGUGAAUAUGAGUCAAUCAUCCAAUGAUACCUUUCCUACUGCAAUGCAUAUUGCUACAGUUGUAGAAAUCAACAACGACUUAAUCCCUGCUCUAACAGAGCUGCGUGAUGCUCUUAAAGUAAAAUCAGAAGAGUUUAGCGAUAUUAUCAAGAUCGGCCGUACGCAUUUGCAGGACGCUACCCCUUUAACUCUUGGGCAAGAGUUCUCCGGUUACGUGCAACAAUUAACUUAUGGUAUCGAACGCAUUAAAGCAACCUUACCGCGUUUGUCACGUCUCGCUCAAGGGGGUACAGCAGUGGGCACUGGAUUAAACACACAAAAAGGAUUUGAUGUAAAAAUUGCCAAGGCCGUUUCUGAAGCAACAGGAUUACCGUUUGAAACAGCUCCAAAUAAGUUCGAAGCAUUAGCUAGCAAUGACGCUAUGGUAGAAUGCUCAGGCGCUCUUAACACAAUCGCUGUAUCUCUAAUGAAGAUUGCUAAUGAUAUUCGCUUCUUGGGCUCUGGUCCUCGCUGUGGUUUGGGCGAGCUCAGUCUUCCCGAGAAUGAACCUGGAUCCUCCAUUAUGCCAGGCAAAGUAAAUCCUACUCAAUGUGAAGCUAUGACAAUGGUUUGCGCUCAAGUCAUGGGCAAUCACACCGCUGUUACUGUGUCAGGCAGUGCUGGACAUUUUGAGUUGAAUGUAUUUAAACCCGUAAUUAUCAAGAACGUACUUCACUCAAUCAAACUACUCAGUGAUGUAUGUCACUCCUUUAAAGACAACUGUGUCGUAGGCAUUAUUGCAAAUCGAGAACACAUCCAAUCUGUCAUGAAUAGAUCACUGAUGUUGGUCACUUCUUUGAACCCUGUAAUUGGUUACGACAAGGCAGCCCAAUGUGCUAAGAAAGCCCAUAAAGAAGGAACAACGUUAAAAGAGGCAGUUUUAUCCCUUGGAUACCUCUCAGCAGAUGAUUAUGAACAAUGGGUUAGACCAGAGAAAAUGAUCAGCCCUCAAUAA